AAAAGUGUUACUUCAUGGAGAUGAUCCCCAAAGGACGCCUCCAUGAACUAGAUGAGCACAACAGAAAAAAAGUUCAGGUACUUCCGCAAUCACGCUUGUGUCCCAUGGUGGAACAAAGGUUGAACAUCCCACAAGAAAACUGCAGACUGGAGUCCAAUCAGUCCCUUACCCAAUCCCGCCAAAACAGCUGUUCUGAUUGUGAGUCUGGAAUUUCUGCUCUGGAGGAUGCUAUACCCCAGAUAAUUAAAAGGAUCCAUAUUAAAGAUAAUAAACAGGACAAGGAGCAAGGCUCUAACAAUACAGUGGAUCAUAUCCUGAAAGAGCUCAAAGGCAUAAAUAAGAUUCAGGAGGAAAUAUCAGACCUGAGGCAGUAUCUAACAUCCGUACGAGGCUCAGUGGAUGAAGUGUCUUGUUGCGUUGAUGCAGUGCUGAGUGAAAUUGGAGAGUUAUACUCUGAAGUUUCAGCUGCACCUCACAGUAGUCCAAUUUCUCAAACUCACAGAACCAGGCGAGGUAGCCUGGGAAGACAAAACGCUGUAACGUCACCCCUCAAGAGUGACACUACUCCACUGUUUGAUUGGAAAGAAUAUGGGAAUAUUCAUGAGGGUUUACCAUCUCACAGACGUCCCAAGCAAUUGACUGUCAGUCAAAUUACCCUCCAAUCAGACCAACAAACAAUCCAAGAGAAGGCCUUGGAAAGCUCAACGAUACAAAUGGAUUGUGCUGCAAAACAAGAGCUUUUUUGUCAUCAUCAAAUCCAGGACUGCCAAAGUAACCACUCUUUUUCAUCCUGUGACUGCUCGGAUACAGGAUUCAUUUGUGUUGAUCCAGAGAAUGACAGGUGGCCUUCUAACUAUCAACAGUUCAAUAUUUGUGGAGGCGGAGGUUGGAGUAAGGGUGAAAUCUCCUGUGCAAACAGUGAAGAAUUACAUGUUUGGGACUACUGUUGCACAGAGACACAAAGCAGUACACCAGGCCAUUCUUCACACACUAGUUCUGAACACCUCUCAUUACUUUUUGGACUUCAUUACAACUCUCCCUCAUAUUCUCUUAGCUUGGACAAAAGAAACAAAGGACUACAGAAAAAAGAAAAAGAUUUGCGAUGUGUCUAUUCCGUUAAGUGCCCCUACUCACAAAAUUCUGGUUAUAACAACAUGGAUGCCUACGCAAAUGCAGAGAGCAGGGGUUCCUUCAUGACUGGAAGUUGCUCCACUGUACUGUUGACAGACUGUGAUUGUGGCUACCUAGAGCCCCAUUCACUGUGCGAUGACUAUCCACCAUCUGAUGACACUCUUGAGCAUGGAUCUGCAGAGAGUUUGGACAGGGACUGGACAGAUAACAGCAUCUCAAAAGAUGAUGUAGGAGAAUCUGUGUCACAACAUUCUUUAGAAAUUUCUGCAAGAGUGGGUUUUGAUGUUCCAACUUUUAGCAAGGCUGUAUUAAGUUUCAGGUCUUCUUUAAAGGGUGCUUUGAAAAAGUUUGACGCAUUGAACCCUGACGAUUUGGAAGAGGAUAUUACACACGUUGAUGAAGCAAAAGAGGUGAUGAUCACUACCUGUCAUACAGAAGAAGUGACCAACAAUCACAAUCCAUGUGCCCCCACCAAGGACGACAGUGAGGCCUCAGCCUAUACGGCUUGGAGAGAGACAAUUGAGAAACAGUCAUGUUCAGCUCAAGCAUUGCACCAAGAGGCUGGCGACUCUCUGUCAACCCCAAAUAACAGCAGCGAUAUAGAGACUUUACAAAGCAAAGAAGAAGGUCAAACUAAUUUGGAAAUGUCCGGUCUUCACCUUAAACCACAUUGCCUACUCAUGCAGGAUGAUUGUCCAUUGAAUGCAUUGCUCAGUUCAGACAAAGCAUCCUUCAAUUCUUCUAGUGAAAACAACAUUGUUGAGAAGUUCGGAAAACCUAUGGACGCCAAUCACAAAGCACGCAUAGCAAACUUCCAGCGCAUUCUUAAAGAAAAGAAGCAAACUCAUCAGAGGCUGUCUCAGUCUACUCAAGAUUCUCAGGGGUCUUGCGGCUCUCAAGUUUCUCAAGUAUUCCGAUCUCAAGAAAAGUAUAAUAAAGAGACAGUGCAAGAAGAAAUUCAGGUCGAACCUGUUCUCUCAGCUCCAUAUUAAAGUUGUAGGAUAUUUGUUUAUGUACUGUCUGUUUUUAUUUUCAACCUUCUUCACCUCAAAGAUGGAAGUAAAACACUGUUGAAUGUCAUUACAUGUGGUGGAAAGAGUGGAAUCAUUUUGGUGA
Phycodurus eques (leafy seadragon) is the source of this 2247-nucleotide messenger RNA. RefSeq lists its product as uncharacterized. The coding region runs from base 15 to 2123 and encodes 702 amino acids. The transcript has 2 exons. The record is from RefSeq and is a predicted model, not a curated record. NCBI's taxonomy places the organism in Eukaryota, Metazoa, Chordata, Actinopteri, Syngnathiformes, Syngnathidae.